Colletotrichum aenigma is the source of this 1641-nucleotide messenger RNA. RefSeq lists its product as uncharacterized. NCBI's taxonomy places the organism in Eukaryota, Fungi, Ascomycota, Sordariomycetes, Glomerellales, Glomerellaceae. The coding region runs from base 1 to 1641 and encodes 546 amino acids. The transcript has 4 exons. The record is from RefSeq and is a predicted model, not a curated record.
AUGAAUACCACAUUCAAGAGUCUUCUUUCGUUUGGUCUGGUGGCCUGGUUUACUGCUGUGAGGCUAGCAGCUGCAGUCAAGCUAUCGGAUCACACUCAGGACCUGUUUGAAGAGUCGAUGAACUUUCUGGACAAGAUUUAUGACCCUGUUGCCGGCUAUCUUCACUUCUUCUACUUCCCGCUUGCCGCGGGUAAGCAUGAAACCCGCUCUUCCGUCUGGUACGCAACAGGCCUUCUCCAGCGCAAUCAGGGAGACGACGUAGAUCAGGCUGUCAAGAUCAUCAAAAGCGUCAUCGCGGACCAGAAGAAAGUACCAGGAGAACAAUGGUAUGGCGACUAUACUGUAUAUCCCGAGGAACCAACUGUGGGAUCCCCAGCAUACCCAAAGAACAUCUUCAACUCUUGGGACCCAAAUUGGCGAGGGUUCAUUGGGACCAAUCUCAUCGUGAUCUACGAAGAGUUCCGGCAUCUGAUUUCCGAAGACGUUCAGCUCCUCAUCCUUGAGAGUAUGCGGAACAACACUAUUGGCGAUAGUUAUCGAGUCGGGGGCGUGGAUGAUGAUGUCUUGUACCCAUCUUACAGCAACCCAGCUCUCAUGAGGGCUAUCGCCACUGGAUGGACUGGCCGUUUGCUCAACGACUCUAAUAUGACCGCAGCUGGGGAACUGUACGCUCGACAGAUUCUGGACCUUUUUGACCGCAACGACACGCUUUCUGAGUUCAACAGUCCAACCUACGCAGGGGUCAGCCUCUACGCGCUAACAAUGUGGGCCAAGUAUAUGCCUGAAUCGUCUCUCAUGGGCCAGAAUGGUGGGCGUAUGAUUGAAGCGGUAUGGGAGACCAUUGGAAACAUGUACAACGCUAAUCUUCGCAACAUCGCCGGCCCAUGGGAUAGAACUUACGGGUUCGAUAUGAACCAAUACGUCGCCAUCCUCAACGUAUACAUUUGGUCCCUCAUCGGCAAGUCCAAGGCGCCGGGUAUCAGCCAGACCUGGAGCAUGGCCCAUGCUGACGAUUUUGAGUACGCGCCACUUAUCUCUGUUCUGGCACCAUUUCACGACGCACUUGUGCCAGAGUCGGUCAUCCAAAAACUCCUAUCCUUUCCUGGGGAGCAUAUGUACGAGACCACGGUAUUUUCUCCUCCACACGACUUGGCGCCUCGGAACGUUACAGCAUGGCUUUCCGACAACGUCACCAUUGGCGCUGAGUCAUACGAUGAGGAUACACUUGGUGGUCCCCGACAAGACUCCUUGCAGUGGUCGCCUGCCGUAAUUCAAUGGGCGCGAAAUGAUGGUAGCAUCGGAUACAUUGUUCUUCAUGGGACUGAACAAGCCAUGGAUGUGAAAGUUGAUCCCGGGCGGUUAACAUUGACUUACCCACACGGCAACUUUUCAAGCAUGUUUACUUUCAUUGUCAGCUCCAAUCCCAUUGGCGGCAAACGCGAUCUUCAAGGAUUUGGGGAUUUGGAUGGCAUCAACAUCACCACCACAGGGUCGGUUCUACCGGAUCCUGAGAUCGGUUUCUGUGGGCUCGUUGGUGGUACAUGCUCCAUCAUCCAUGGCUUUGAGUUCUGGAACAUUACUUACGUAAUGCCUCCAGAUGCUUCUGCGAUUCCUUACAUCACUUUCAACGUCAAUCCGUAG